Molecule: messenger RNA, 9555 nt
Organism: Doryrhamphus excisus (bluestripe pipefish)
Lineage: Eukaryota; Metazoa; Chordata; Actinopteri; Syngnathiformes; Syngnathidae
Gene: prr12b
Product: proline rich 12b
Source: RefSeq, a predicted model, not a curated record
CUGACGGCAGACAGACGUCAGUGCGCCAUUCGUCUGCACGUUUCUGCACGUGUUUGUCCUUAAAACGGCAGACCAUUGGUCAUCAAAAAAAUCACUCCAACCACAAUUUGUCCUCCUGACAAUGGUGGUGUGUCUGGGAGAGAAUGGGUGGGCUGAGAGAGAAGAUGGCGUCUUGAGAGGAGCUAAAAUUUGAGUGUCUUUUUUUAGUGAGGAGUGGGCGCUCUUGCUUAUUGGAGCUGCUGAGGAACGUGGGAGACAAUAGACAGUGAAACAUAGGAGGAGGAGGGAGGAGGUGUUCCUGACUGCUGUGACCUCCUCCUCCUCCUCCUCCUCCUCCAUCCAUUCCUCUAUUCCUCCCAGUCUAGCGGAGAAAUAAACAGAAGCGAGCGCGCUAAAGGAAAGCAUUCCUCCUCUCUCCCAUCCUCCGCCUCCUCCCCCCUUGCACUAUCUGCCCAUCUUCAUCCAGCCUGCCUUUUUCUUUCAUGGAGAGGAAUUAUCCCGCAGCUGCUGGCUUCGGAGAUCUCGGCUCCGGGACCGGAUGGAGUUACGACAGAUCGGCCAAAGCAAGCCUCAUGUACGGGAGUGGCAGGUUAUCCCAUCCCGACUCAGACCUGCUCCACCGGCAAGCCUACACCCCUCACCCACUCCAGGGCUAUGCAACCAACCACCACCCGGGAAGUUCCAGGCAUAGUGGGUCUUGGGGCGGACCCACGCUUGGUCUCUCAGGGCUGUUUGAUGCCAGCCUCCACCACUCGGGCCCCUCAGGUCCCGAUCCAUCCGUCAUGAACCUGAUUUCAGCUUUGGAUUCACGGGGCCCUCAGCCCCCACCCUCUGCUUCUUCCCUCCUCACACAGUUCCGCACUCCUUCUUGGCAGACUGCGAUGCAUACACCGGCCCCGACGGAGCUCUUUAUUUCUGGGGCUAUUCCAGGUUCCAGCUCCUUCCCUUCCUCCUCAGCCCUUUCUGCAUACCAGCAUCCCGGCUCCUUCUCUGGACGCUCUUUCACUCCUUCACUAUCCCUCCAGGACACAUCCACCUAUAGUCCAUCGUCCAAUGGUUUGUUGUCCCCCCAUGAUCCCCUGCUGCACAUUAAACCACCCUCCCAGUCCAGCUUGGGAUUUGAUCGCCUGCUGUCUUCCCAGAGUGCCGCAUACCGGAGCUCCCAGGAGCUACCGGCACCUCCUCAAAACCAUGCCCCACCCACCUCCUCCAGUUGCCACCUGCCCCCUCCCCAGUUUAACCUGCUGUCCUCCCAACUCCACAAUCAGUCCUCUCAGCUCUAUAAUGCCUCUAUGUUCUCCUCCAAGCCAGCCCUGAUACCCACAACUCCCCCUCAGCCAUUGCCUCCCCAUGACAGGGCAGGUCCCCGGCAGGACAGUGUUAUCAAGAAUUAUCAACGUUCAUCCCCAGCCCAGUCCACAGCGCCGCCAAUACAGCAAUAUCUUAGAUGUGGUGGGUCCGUGGGCUAUCAGCAAAUACCAAGUCAACACCGGCAUGCUGGUGUGUCUUGUAGUCCCUUGGGGGAACAGAGUCCACCCUCAGACCCCAAACCCUCACCGCAGUCUGAGUCGCAAACAUAUCAAGCUAAUAUUCAAACAUCAUACACUUCUUCUUCCUCCAGCUUGGCCUCCACCUCAUCUGGUAGUAAGGAAACCAAGAGCUCCACUAGUGGCUACUCUUCAUCAAACCCCGCAUCAUCCUCUUCCCGAGCCCCACAUACUCCCCCACCACUGGCCUCAUCCACCAACUCGUCAUCCUCAUCAAACCCCAAGAUUAGCAGUGACUCUUUGUGUGCUCCUUCUCGUCAGCAGCCCCCACCUCCACCAGCACCGCCUCCUUUAGCAGUAGUGUCAUCCACCCAGCCAACAUCCAAAACAUGCCUCUCCACAUAUAGUUCUCCACCCACGGCCGUAUCCAGCACAGGCCUACAAGGCCAGAACCCCCAACAGCAACAAGGCCAGUCCUACUCUCCCAACCAGCCAACGACAACUCACAUGAGUCAGUCUUAUGGAGCCUUUAGUUCACCGAACACACAUGACAUGAGCUCGGGAGCAGGGAGAAACAGAGGGAAAGCUUUCACUGAUUUAAGCUCAGAUGGACGCUCAUUUUCAGCAGAGAUAGUCUUUGGGGACUCAAACUUCAGCUCAACCUCUCUGAGAAGAACAGACAGUCCUUCUUUGGGGUAUGGGAGCAAUGCAGGAUCAACAGGAAGCGGGGCUUCAGGAGUUGCCACAUUUGAUACUGGACUUGGAUCUGCAGGUUCAGGAAGUGGGGUUGCCAGUGUUGCCAGUGGAGGCAGCAGUUCGUACCACUUGAAUGAGUCCAGUCCCUCACCUUCUAACAAUUCUGCUGUCACCCAUCCUGGGUUGCACUCUCCUGCUUCUGCUCGACCUGCACAAUCCCCUGGAGGCUCAGGGGCCAGCAAAUACCUGCCCCCCAUUCUUUCCCCUACUUUUAUGCCAUCUUCCCAAGGUUUUACUGAACCGCAACAAGCCCAGAACCAGCAGUCGUACCACUCAACUCCACCAAAACCAAAAACACAGACCAACAUGCUUGGGGUUGAGCGCUCCCAAGAAGAGGAAGAAGAAGAUGACUUCCUCAUCCAACAAUUAUUACACACACAGAGUUCAACUUCUCAUUCUGCCCGGAAUCACCCACCUCCACCUCCGCAAAUACCACAACAACUCACACUGACUGGGGAUACGGAUACCAAGGGAGUGACCUAUGACAUCAAUAAGAUCUCAGAGGAACGUUUUCACCUUCACAGUGUAAUUCGUACAAACAGCACGACUAGCAUUUCAGGCCCCGGAGCAUCAAUUACUGAUGGAACCAGCAGGUUGGAUAGUCAGUUGGAAAUAUCGCAGUCAAAGCAACAGCACACCAAUUCAGAGUUGAAAAUAUCAAAGUCUACUUCUGAAGGUGUGGAAAGAGUCACAGACUCUGUUUCUCUAUCCCAUAAUAUGCCGUGUCAACAAUCAGAACAUGACUCUCUAGGUUCUGUGGGCCAUUAUGGGAGAGGGGAUCCCUACACACAGCACCCGCAUUCCCACUCUAUCCCACGUAUGUCACCCCACUCUCAACCACGUCAGCAGGCUCAUCUUUCUCAGCACACACAGCCCUCUCAUCAUUCUCAGCAAAACCAUCCUCAUCACAUGGAGACUUCAGAUAGACCAGAUAGUUCCUACAUGUGCAACACACCGGACGCGCAGCAGGCUAGACAAAACCAGGUUUCUCACCCCAUGAUGAAUUCACCACCAAACUGCCCUCAGCAAACUCACAUGCUGCAGUCUGCCAUGUCCCAUACCUCACAGACUAAAAUGGACCCCCAGCGAGCCCCACAACAGCAUCCCUUGAGUCAACAUGGCAUCAUGGAAUCCGCUAGAGGAGCAGUACCCACAGGGGUCGAUUCCCAGUCCUCCAAGCUGCAACUCCAGCUACAGAAUCAGAGUUUGGAUACACGGUACAGCCUCACCGUGCCAAGAGAUCAAAGCCAGCUCAGGCAGAACUCCCUGUCCCCACUCGGUAUGUUGGACCAGUCUCUGUCACAGCCACGGAGCGGUGAUAGUGGAGGAGCUCUAGAUAGAACCAGCAUAAGGACUGGUGCUAUUACGGGAGGAGAUGCUAUUGUUGGGGAGAGACAUAGGCCGCUGCUCAGUCUGUCAUCCCAUCAACAUCGACAACCAACAGCCCCGGAGCUUCACAGCUUUCUCUCGGAACCAGAUUUGGGCUUACCCACCACGUCACACAUGCACCACCUCAACCAACCCCAGACUCAUGCCCAUCAUCAACAGCAAGCACACAGCCAACAUCAACUUCCCCACUCCCAGUUAACUCACCCACAGUCUCAUCGGAUAACGGGAAACAUGGGAACUCCCCAACAACAGUCCCAACCCAGGGAGACAGAGAACCAUCUGCCCCACACCCACAGACUCAAGCCACCGCAGUUUGACACUCUGAGCCCAGGAGGUGAACCGAGACAGAAUCAAAGCCAGCAACAGGAACAUUUUACAUCUUUAACAUCAAUGUGCUUUUCAGACUCUCUGUUAAAUGAUGAAGAUCGGUCUUUCUUUCCAGGAAUGGAGGACAUGUUUUGCUCUGCAAAUUACAAGUCGAGUUGUGCAGGGGUUUCUGUGGCUGGACAGCCUGCCCAAGACAGCAUUUCCCAAGGUCGGGGUCAAGAGGGCAUGGAUAUCCUUAAAACAGGAGGUGCUGGGGAACGGUACGGUAUGGUUGGUCAUCAUGGCGAUCAAGGCUAUGGGCAGUAUUGUCACAACCUUUCGGGAACAGGAAAUGGAAAUCUGCAUUUAGAUCUUGACUCUAUGAAAACCCAUCCGCUACCAUCAACCGUGAACACUGACCAGCUUGGUCUCAUACAGUCCCAGACCUCUGCUAUGGGAUUGAAUUCGGCCGUUCAAGGGGGCGACUCAGUCAACAAGAUGACAGGAUCUGUGGGAGUCGGUGGAGGAAAUAAUACCGGUAUGACCUCAGGUAUGUUUUGUUCCUCCCGACCCAAGAAACUGCUGAAGACCAGCUCAUUUUACUUGCUCAAACAGCGACGGGAACCGCAGCCUCUGACCAAGAAAAACUAUGUGCAAGAAUAUGAAUUUGAAGACGAUGAGGAUAAAGCUGACGUUCCAGCAGAUAUUCGUCUAAACAGUCGACGCCUUCCUGACCUGCUCCCCGACUUGGUUUCUAGCUGCAGGAAGGCUGGUGGGUCAUCAGGAGUCAGUGGGCUCAGUCCACUGAUGGGUGACAUGGACUUCUGCCACCCAUCCAGCUACUCUUCCCUUGGACAUUCUCAGCCACUUCUCCAUCAGGAUGGCCCAAAGAAAAGAGGGAGGAAGCCAACAAAACCGAAACGUGAAGGCCCUCCUCGCCCCCGAGGUAGACCACGUAUACGUCCUCUUCCAGAACCCACAUACUGCCGGGGACUGAUGGGAUCAGGAGCUGGAGAAAGUAGAAGGGGCCGUGGGAGGGGUAGGGGUCGUGGUAAGAGGGAGGAAGGCCUCACGGAAAUGCAUCAAGCUAUGAACAAAGCACCCAACCUUUAUCAGCAGCAUCCACAACAACACUUCAACCAACCCCAGCUAAUCCAGCAGCAGCCACAAGAACAUCACAGACAACUGCUGGACCACCACCAUAUACCACAACAGCAACAAGAGCAUCUCUUGCACCAUCACGUGCCCUCCUCUCACCACCAACUGCAUCAUCAGCAACCCAAUUACCAACAUCUGCAUCAACCAGCCCAACAGCUGCAACAUGAUCCAGACAGCCCCAUCAAGAUGACACUUCCUGGUUCUGCCAUGCCACCUUCACAAUCCUUGUUGCGGACGGAUUCACUGUCCAGCACUGAUCACGUUCUGUCUGAUGCAUCAGUCGGUUCAGCACCAUCUCUGGGCCCCAGUCCUGGACCCAGUACUAACAUGGACAUGAGUACAAAUGAGCUAAACCAGACACCGGACAAGAUGCAGCAUGGGAAUCCUGGAGAGAUAACAUGGAAGAAAGAAAUGGAAGACCAGUUGAACCCUGAAGGCUGGGCCACGAUGCAGAAACUCUCCAGCUCUGUCGAUGAGAAGGCUUUUGACUUCAAACCUGGCUUCAUGUCCUGUUUUUUGGACUUCCUGAAGACAGGCAAGAAACAGUCAGGCCUAGAAUUGGGCGAUGAUGGAUGUCAACAAGAAGCCGUGAACCCCUGUUCCUCUCAAAAAGGUGGAAUCAGACCCAUCACCCCCACUCCACCAUUACCGCAGACUCCAUCACAGGGGACCUUCAGCGAGGCGAGAGGAAGCGAGGGGGCAGACCUCGCGCUUGGUAGUUGUCCGAGUCCGUGUAAGCCUCUAGAUGAGGAGUUGAAAGGGAACCUCGAGGUGCUGCCGUCCUUCUCCUCUGAUGAGGAAGACUCGGUCAGCAAAAAUCAAGACUUGCAAAAGAGCAUCUCGUCCGCCAUCUCUGCCCUCUAUGACACUCCUCACUCCCUGGCUGCUGCCAUGGCCUCCGCUAUGGCCAAAGUACCAUCCACCCUCUCUCCACCAACCCCUCAGGAGCCACCACUCAGCCCCUUGCCUCCCCUCGCAUGCUCCACCACAACACCGAAUGGGGAAGAGGGAACGCUUGCGUACAAUCAAACUCCUGAUGAGAAGAACUUUGUCUCCUCACGGUCCAAAGCAGAAGCGGAAGAAGACGGCGUAAGUGAGCCACCGGCAGAACAGAAUGAGGCGGAAGACGUAGGAGGAGAGACUGUGGAUGAUAAGGAAACAAGGACAGAGCAGGGAGCUCUGGAGGAACAGGAGAUGAAGGAAGAGGACGGAAUAUCUGAAAGGCAGAUGUUGGAGGCUUCGAACACUGAAGGUACUCCAUCAAGCCCUGCGCUGGCUCCCGCGCCUCUUUCCGCAUCACCAUCCAUUUCUCCUUCACCACCCACCUACUCUUCACCCUCUCCCCACCCUCCCGUGUGUCCUUCUGUGCCCUCCCCGCAUCCCAUCCCGGAGGAUGACGAUGUGGAUCCCCCUUACCCUCCCUCUGAAAAACAUCACGUCUCCUACCAACAAGCUCCAACUGCAGGCACCUCACCACCUCCCUCCACCUCUCCUCCUGCCAUCCCCUCAUCACCCCUCUCCAACCUUCCCCUGACCCACUCCAUACCCCCUCCAUCCACCACGCCUCCUCCAUCAUGCUCUGACCAGGACCAGGACCAGGAACCUGAAGCUGGACAUGCUUCCGCCUCCUCCCCGUCAUCCGCUUCCCCAUCAUCCUCUUCCUCCCCUCCAACCCCAGAAGAGGCCCCGGCAUCGCAGCGACUUACCGCCUUGCACCUGGCUAAGAAACAGGCUGAUGCCGCCAUCGCUGGCGAGAGUGAGGAAGAGGACAGCGAAAGCGGAGGCGAGGGAAUCUUCCGUGAGCGAGAUGAGUUUGUCGUUCGAACAGAGGACAUCGGGACACUCAAGAUGGCCUUGCAGACCGGACGGGAACCCCCACCAAUCUGGAGGGUGCAGAAAGCCUUGCUGCAGAAAUUCAGCCCUGAGAUCAAAGAUGGUCAAAGGCAGUUCUGUGCUACCAGUAAUUAUCUGGGUUAUUUUGGUGAUGCCAAAAUGCGAUAUCAGCGUUUGUACGUCAAGUUCCUGGAGAAUGUCAACAAGAAAGACUAUGUCAGAGUGUGUUCCAGAAAACCAUGGCACAGAACCGGUCUGACUCUGAGGCGACAGUCACUGCCAAAACAAGUACCUGCCACUCACAACCAAACCCCACCGCGAGUGGACAGAGACGAGAGGGACAGGGAAAGACAAAAGGAGCAGAAAGAACAAGAAAAGGAGCAGGCAGGGAGGUUGCAAAGGGAGAAAGCUGAGAGAGAGCAGAAGGACAAGGUGGAGAGGGAGAAGAAAGAGAAACAGGAGAGGGAGCAGAGGGACAGGGAUAGAAGAGUCAAAGAAAACGUGGAAAAAGAGCAAAAGGAGAGGCGGGAUCGGGAGCAGAAAGAGCGGGAACGCAAAGACUGGGACAAAUCAGUGCUCCUGAAACGGGACAGCGAAAAACGGGAGAAAGAGCUAAGGGAGGAGAUGGAUAGGGGGAUGGGAAAAGAACAAAAAGAUGGAGAACUAAGAGACAAGGAUGGACAGGAGAGUGAAUGCAAGACAAAGGAAGGACAGGAAAAGGAGAAGCAGGAGAGGGAGAAGAGGGAAAAGGAGAAACGGGUUAGGGAGUGGAAAGAGAGACAGCAAAGAGACGGAGAACAGAGGGAUGGAGAUCAAGAGAAAGAGAAACGUUCAGAAACAGGAGUCACAGAGAGGGAGAAGCAUAAGGACAACCAAAAGGAGGUGAGGAGAGAUAAUGGACCAAGGGAAGUCCUGGAGGCCAAAGGAGGUCCACUGCAGUGUGUGAAGGAGGACGAAAAGAAGAUGGCCCGCCAGUCCAGAAGCAAGACGCCUCAGGACAAGACAGAACCUCCUCCAAAGAAGAGGAAGAAGUGGAUGAAGGAGGUGCCAUCUUCCUCCUCAGACUCGGACUCCUCUUUCCCCAGUGAAGAUGAAGGACCUCUGUGGGUUGGAGUGAACAGCCGGGCGAUGAGGGAGAUGUUCAGGAGCUACGUGGAGAUGUUGGUCAGCACAGCACUCGACCCUGACAUGAUUCAAGCCCUGGAGGACACGGACGACGAGUUAUACCUGCCCCCCAUGAGGAAGAUAGACAGCAUGCUGAGUGAGCAAAAGAAGAGAUUGUUGAGGAGAAUCAACAUGAGUGCUCAGCACCAGGAGGCUCUUCAUGUGUUCCCCAAAAUGGCGGCAGACCCACUGGAGUCUGGAACUGUUAAAGUUCGCCUCGCCGGUGAAGGUUACAACCGCAAAACUUUAAACCACGGCAAGAGGAGCAUUCCUAAGCAACAAGAUCUAAAGAUCUCCAUUGAAACGUGCCGUAUGUACAGUCUAUAUCAUUCCCUCCACCACUACAAGUAUCACACCUUCCUGCGCUGCAAAAAGGAGACAGACAGCAUCGAGCAGGCAGCAGACGACCCCGGCCAGGAGGAGGUGGUGCAGCAGUGCAUGGCCAACCAGAGCUGGCUGGAGAGCCUCUUUAGUUCCUUCAUGGAGCUGCUCAGCCUCAGUGCCAAAGCCUGAACCAGGGCAUCAUUCCAAACAUUAGAAUCGUGAUUUUGGGGGGGGUAAAAAGGUUUAACCUUUGACAUAUUUGUGCUAUGAUGAUGGAGCUAUGGUCGUAAAUGUCAUGAAGGCUUCCAUGGUAUGGAGACACAUACAAACACAUCUUGUAAUGUAUGGAUAACUAUGGUUUGUAUCAUUUAUACAAGGCAUUUUUAAAAAAUGAACACCCUAAAAAAAAAAGGAUUGAUAGCUGUAAAUAUUUUUAAAGGUGUAUACAUAAAAUGGAGUGUUUGCUCCUCUCAGACCUCCACAGGUGAAACUAGUGAAAAGAUCGACUAUGAAAUAGUCCUUUUAUUGUUUAUACCUGCGCUUGAGCUUCAGGGCUGAUGUAAUUCAAUGAACCUGUGCUAUUUAUGUCUGUUCUUUCAAACGCUGUCACAGAGGGGAUGUUUCUCCUGUAAAAACAAAGAAUUAAGAAAAUUAAAGCACGACUUUCUGAAAGGAAGCGCAACAUGAAAUGAUAAAUGUGUGUGUUAAAUGUGCGUCCUUUUUACCUGUAUGUUGUUGACUGAUAUUUCCAAUGAUUUGACCUCCCAGAGGAUAUUCUUUGCAGAGCAUAUUUGUUGUUUUGAUGUGUAAAUAUUGUACAGCUUCUUCAUUCUCCACCACUAAGUUCCUCUUCUGUACAUAAAAUGACUGUAUUUGACAAAAGUAAAUUAAACUGUUCCAAUGACAAAUGUGAUGAUAGUUAAUGAUCUCUAUGCUUAUGAAACUACUAUGUGUGGAUGUCAACCUUUUCAACCAAUCUUCCAAUUGAAUGGCAUCUGAGGUUGGUAGAGUUGGGCUCUCCUGGGGCUGAGGUUGCCGAGGUGGUCAGGAAGCUCCCGGGGGUGAAUGAGUUGCGCCCGGAGUUCCUUAAGGCCAAGGACUCUGCGGUAUGGCAUCGAUAUCAGAGGCAGUGCCUCCG